UUGGAGCUGCGGGCGGGGCGGGCGGCGGAGGAGGCGGCGGAGAGGGAGCUGGCGGAGGGGGCGGAGCAGCUGGCCAGGGUGGGCGACCCCGGUGCCCUGCAGCGGCAGCUGGCCGCCCUGGGUGAGCAGCGGGAUGCGCUGCGCUCGCGGCAGGACGUGCUGCGGGGGCAGCAGCAGGCGGCGCAGCAGGCGGCGCAGCGGGCGCAGGGGGAGCUGAAUGACGCCAAGUACCGCGACAUCCACAAGCGCUACGCCUCUCAGCAGGUGGCGGUGAAGACCACCGAGCUGGCGCUGUCGGACCUGGACAAGUACUACAAGGCCCUGGAGAAGGCGCUGCUUGUGUUCCACUCCAGCAAGAUGGCGGACAUCAACAAGGUGGUCAAGGAGCUGUGGCAGAAGACCUACCGUGGGCAGGACAUAGACUACAUCCAGAUAAAGGCGGACACGGAGGGGGCGGGAACGAGGUCGUACAACUACAGGGUUGUCAUGUACAGCGGCUCAGCUGAGUUGGAGAUGCGGGGGCGGUGCAGCGCGGGUCAGAAGGUGCUGGCCUGCCUCAUCAUCCGGCUGGCGCUGGCGGAGACGUUCUGCCUCAACUGCGGCAUCCUGGCGCUGGAUGAACCCACCACCAACCUGGAUGCGGAGAACAGCGCCAGCCUGGCUCGCGCGCUCAAGUCGCUGAUGGAGUCGCGCGCCGGCCAGGAGAACUUCCAGCUGAUCGUAAUCACGCACGACGAGGCGUUCGCCACCCUGAUCGGCAGCCGCGAGGUGGCGGACAGCCUGUGGCGGGUCACCAAGGACCCCGCAACGCAGCACACGCUGGUGACUCCGGAGGCGCUGAGGGACUAG
Molecule: messenger RNA, 849 nt
Organism: Astrephomene gubernaculifera
Lineage: Eukaryota; Viridiplantae; Chlorophyta; Chlorophyceae; Chlamydomonadales; Astrephomenaceae
Source: the annotation of a GenBank genome assembly